AGGCUAGCAUUUCUAAGAACAUAAUCGUACCAUUAUGAUGAUGACUUAAUAGAAAGUUUUUUGGUGAGAUCUUAUAAUAAAUAAAGCAAUCCAAAUUAUUUAAACCACCUUGUUUCCUUUAUUACAGCAUUUUCAAUACCCUCUCUUUUGGUGAAAGCAUACUAGGAUCCAAGUAGACCUCCAAUAUGAACACUGUAAGUGACUUAAACAAUGAGCGAGCAAUGAGUAAUGAAUGAAUGAUCGCUCUAAACGGAACUAGCUAACAUAAUCUAGGUAAAAUCAUUCUGGUACUGCCACGAAUUUCACAUCCGGAUCUCCAUCUAUUGAUAAUAAAUCUCGACUAACAUGAUGUAUUCAGGGUUGGAUGGGGCUCACUAUGUGUCGGUAUGCUUUGAAAGGUGGACAAAGUCAUCUUUGACAAUCAGGUACUAACAAAGGAUUACAGCCGGCGGAACAGCAUACUAUUUCGCGAAGCAAUCGAUUAACGCAGAUAGAGCUGCGCGAUUCGAGGCAGAUCAGAAACGCAAGAGGCAGCAGGAAGCUCUAGAAUACUCUGGCGGAACAGGUGGUUACGCGGGGUCGGGAAGCAAUGGUGGACCAGCCAAAUCAGACAGUGCCGGUUCCCCAAGCCACGAAGUUUCGACAACUGAGCCUGCGCCGACAAGGCAUGCACCAGAGAAUGAGGGACAACGUGUAAGAGAGAAGAGCAAAUUUGAGCCGACAGAACCAUUUAGGUCGAGAAAGGGCGAUCGAUUCAGUUAAAAUGAGCGACUCUUUUGUCGUCAAAUAAAGCGAUGAUUAUUACGGCAAAUUGAUUCGGUAUUGGCGCGCUGGGUGCUCCUGUAUAAAUAAACAUGUGGAUAAGGUUAGAGUAAUUCCACAGAACUCAACUCCUACCGAUUUCGCAGAUUAUGUGAAUCCUUAAACACACUG
Molecule: messenger RNA, 933 nt
Organism: Sclerotinia trifoliorum
Lineage: Eukaryota; Fungi; Ascomycota; Leotiomycetes; Helotiales; Sclerotiniaceae
Source: the annotation of a GenBank genome assembly